This is a messenger RNA of Dipodomys ordii (Ord's kangaroo rat), 887 nucleotides long. RefSeq names its product tumor necrosis factor receptor superfamily member 26-like. Gene Ontology annotation, cellular component: plasma membrane; cell surface. Bases 1 to 771 code for a protein of 256 amino acids. Gene Ontology annotation, biological process: positive regulation of apoptotic process; TRAIL-activated apoptotic signaling pathway. The transcript has 9 exons. Lineage: Eukaryota; Metazoa; Chordata; Mammalia; Rodentia; Heteromyidae. The record is from RefSeq and is a predicted model, not a curated record. Gene Ontology annotation, molecular function: protein binding.
AUGAUCGAUGUUUGCCCAGUUCUACUGACUGUAGAAGACACGUUUCCCAUUUUUGGGCGCCCGCCCCCGCCCCGCCCCAGCUCGGCGCCCGCCUCUCCCGCGGCCGGCGGAGGAGACCGAGGGCGACACAUUGCUGCACUUGCUCCCGUGCGGCCGGCCAUGUUCCUGCGUCUGGGGCUGCUUCUGCUGUCCGUUGGGGCAACCAAUAUAAUCCUGUGUGAACAAGAUGAGUAUUUAUCUGAUGAUGGCCUCUGCUGUCGACUCUGCCCAGCAGGCUUCCGGGUCAGCCAGCCGUGCUCGGAGAACCAUGGCAUGGUGAAGUGUGUCUCUUGUGAGGCUGGGACCUUCAUGAAGCAUCCCAACGGCCAGAACUCCUGCUUCAAGUGCUCACAGUGCGGGGCUGACCAGGAGACGGUAGCUGCAUGCAACCAGACAGCCGACCAGCAGUGCCAGUGCAGGAGCGGCUACUUCUGCCCCCAGGAUGAGCACUGUCCAGAGCACUGUUUCCGGUGUAGCAGUUGCCCUCAUGGUAUUCUUCGACCGUGCCAUGCCACAGAGGACUCGGUGUGUGCAUCGUCCCCUCCACAGCCUGGCUCUCACUACACUCUGGGACUCCCAACUUGGGCCAUGGUGGUUACCUCCAUCAUCUGCAUCUUCUUCCUCGCUUGUUACCUUGUUAAGAGAUUCAGAAGCAGCAGCGAGGCUGAUUAUCCAGAACCACAUGGAGGACCCUGGGGAGCCUGGAGGACUGACGUGGAGCCAGCGUCCUGAAGAAUGUCACGAUGCCUUUAUUGUGGAACAGUUGGCUUAGUGGGAUUCUUGGCAAAAGAAGCUCCACAGAGGCCAACAGUCCUCUACUCUGGAGGCCGAGAUCUGAGGAUCCUGGC